UGUGACGCCAGUUUAUUUGGAGGUCAGCUGAUCGAUUCAGGUCGAACGUCUUUCUGUCUAUUUUUCUUGGAUUAAACUGUCUAAGCAAUAUUUUAAGCUGACUUGGGGAAACCAUAUGUGUCUAGAGCAGGCUUAGGCCAAGAAGAGAUUCUAUAGAGGCCAAUUGGUAAUCUUGUUUCAGCUGUCUGAGAAGAUGUGGGAUGGUGUGGUCUGGUGAUGAGAGACCGCUGUCCAGUUAUAAUAAACUGACUUAAGUACUGUGAUGGCGAAGGUGACCACCGCUGAACCCCUGGGUCCUCCUCCAGGGGAGGUACCCCAGAGCAAUCCCGACGUCUUCAGCAUAGUAAAGUGGCCUGCUGCUUACUGGUAUAAGAAGAAAAGGCGGUGGAUAUAUGGGAACUUUUACAUGUUCCAUGACUGUAUUAUCUUUCAUCAUGAGAAGCAAAACAAACGGCUCAUCCAGGUGCAGAUCCCAUUUGAUUCAAUCUUCCAGAUCUGUAAAGGAUCGUCCAUGUUCGUCUAUGCUGCCCUGAUAAUAGCGGUCAAGAAUGACCAGCACUGGUUCUCUGCACUGCCCAAUCGGGACGGAGCCUACGUCAUGCUGGAGCAUUUUUGGAAAGAGAGACUGGCGUCGAAAAAACAUGACAGAAAGAAAGGAAGUAAAGGCAAGACACAGAAAGGACAGGAACUACUGAAGAUAACAGCUGACUCUGAGAAAACCCUACAAAAGGCUGCAACACAGCUACACCACCAGGGGGAGCAAUUGGAUGCUACUAUGGCAACAACCUUUGACAUCCAUGCUGACCUUGAUGUCACAGAAAAUAUCAUAUCCGGCCUGGAAUCAUGGCUUGGAAAGUGGAGCGCCUCCGUGAAUGUCCCCGCUGAGGCUCAUGUGGUCCUUUCUCCGGGGGAUAUCCCAAAAAUACAGGAGUACCCUGUGUUGUUUCAGAAAUUCUCUCGUAAGCAUGAGAACACCUGGCAACAGGGUGUUUUUGAGAUCUCCCCUGAAGGACUUAUAAUUAAGGAUCAGCUGAAUGCCAUUGUGCAGUUUUAUGGGGUCAAGGACGUGUCAAAGGUGAAGGUCACCACCCCGUGGGAAAUAGAAAUCUCAAAGUUUAUGACAGGACAACCUGAUGUCAAGUACAGAAUUAUGUCCACCAAGAUGGUGCAAAUAUUAAAGGUGCUGGAAGCCAAAUACAGGUCAAAGAUGGAGUAUGAAGGACCUCCAACUUUGGAGAAAUGGCAGAGGAAAUCUUGUGGUGAGGAUCAGCAUAUCAAGCUGGAAGACAGAAUAGACGAGGAUGUUUUCACCACCCCUCCCUCCAGCCCUUACCCCUCCAUUUCAGAGAAAAUGCAAUCACAGUCUCAACCACAGCCACAACUAACGCAAUCCGAUCUCAUCACAGACGAGGAGCUGGAUGAGCUCAGUUCUGCUGUGAGUACCAUGAAGACUAUGGCCACAGAUAUCGGCUACGAGGCUGACAGACAGAAUGAGAAUAUUGAGGAAAUGUCGCACAUGGUGGAGGGUGCAACACACAGGAUAAAAAGCAGUGAUAAGAGAGUGAAAAAGUUGACAUAACAUGCUGGAGUUCCAUAAGAUAAAAAAAGAAAGACGUCUUUCACUGGUUGUAAAAUUGAAUUUUCAGCUGGAUUGGAUUUUGAUGGGCGAUUCAUGUAAGACUUAGUUCAGUGACUAAGUUCAGGGAUGCUUGGUAUGCAUCAUACCAGAUAAGUGUUCUUUACCAGUGAAGAAUAAAAAGAAGUUGCCAUUGUAUAAAAAGAAAUACAGUAUAGGAUAGAAAAAUAGAAAAUGGAGAAGUGGAGAGAGAUACUACAUUUUGGAGGGUGUUGGUCUCAGAAAGUAUGUAAAAGUAAACUAAGGAAACCAAAGUAUAAGUCAAUAUAAAUAAGAUGCAUUUCAUAAUAUUCAGUGAAUUGGAGCAUUUUUUUGCUAAGUUGACUAGCUUCCUAUUAAAGGGUAAAAUGCCAAAUAAAUGGACAUGCUGAACUUGAUCAUUUUCCAUGUUCAAGAGGCUCUUUGGAGUAUUGUAAGUGUGUGUGUAAAUACCAAAUCUUUUCUGACACAAGCUGACAAAAUGUUAUCUAUCAGAAUAUGCCUAUGGCAAGUUCUGACAUUGGUUUUUCGGAUGUUCUUAUAUGAGAAUGAUCGAAACCUCUCGUUGAGCCUUUUUUGAGCCCACUCCCACCCCACACUAAACCCACUUUUUAAACCAAAGGUCUCACACAGAGUAGAAUGUCUUGUCAAAAAACUUCAGGAUAGUUCUCCAGCAUUAAGUGAUACCAGACUAAACGCAUCAAACAGUUCCCUGCAUUAUGCCUUGCUUGCCAGAGUUGGGUUUCUGAAUUAUUAUUCAAAGAUAUUAUCUUCCUAUUAAUUUAGCAUAAUCAUAUGCUGUUGCUCUAUGCCAGGUGAUCUGAAUGCUUUUAUUUAGUCAUAUUAUUAUAUUUCUAUGUUACUGUUUAAUAUUUUUUGUUAAAAAGCAGCAAGGUCAUGGUAAAAAUGUCCCAAAGUUUUUUUCAACUGUUACUGCUGUUGUUGAGUCAUAAAUUGUGUCUGUAAACAAGAGAAUUUGCUUUUCUAAAGUUUUCUUUGUAGUCAUUUGCAUUUGUAUUUACAAAUGUCUGCUUGUAAAAAUAUUGCCUAUAAAGAGGCAUAAAGUGAAGAAUUAAUGAGUACCUGAACUUUUUGCCCAGUUUCAAGACCAUAUUUUGAUAUACUUGAAACCAAUUUCUGCAAGUGGUUUGGUAGAAAUGAAUCAGUUAUGUUGUUAAAAUGCUAUUUUUGCCAUUGAUUAAGAUCUGCAAUUGACUCUUGGAAUACUG
Molecule: messenger RNA, 2844 nt
Organism: Lingula anatina
Lineage: Eukaryota; Metazoa; Brachiopoda; Lingulata; Lingulida; Lingulidae
Product: synaptosomal-associated protein 47
Biological process (GO): synaptic vesicle fusion to presynaptic active zone membrane; synaptic vesicle priming; exocytosis
Cellular component (GO): plasma membrane; SNARE complex
Molecular function (GO): SNAP receptor activity; syntaxin binding
Source: RefSeq, a predicted model, not a curated record